UUUUUAUUAUGUGACCCGAUAAACGAACAAUGACUUUAUUAUUUUUAGGAAUGUUUUUUGUGCAUCUCAUCCGGCCCUACAGUAUUUUCUUUUUAAUGGCACACGUCAAUUCCAGUGCAGUAGGUCUCCCGUAGGUUUUUAUAAUUUUAUUUUAUUUUUUUUUUUUUUUUUUUUUUUUUUUUUUUUUUAUCAUCAUAUUCUACACGAGACCGUUGACUAGUGAUAUUAAUUAUAUCGUAUUGUUAUUAAUUACAAAUAAGUUGUUAUACCUACUCGUAAUUAGUUCGUAAUAAAUCGCCAAACGCAAUGACUACGCUCAACAACAAUUAUGAUUCAGAAUUACUGGAAGAUGCAAUUUUACAAGUAAACUAGACGUUUUUGUUUUUUGUUUUUCCUAAACAUUUAUUUCGCGGACGCUGACCGUAUAGAUUUUAACAUUAAAAAAUCACCGUGAACGCUGCGGCCAUACGUUUAUUGUAAAUUCACGGUUUUCCUCGAAUGCAAAUUGCACUUGUCCGAUGUACGCCUCCCUCCCCUCCCCCCCCGCCCUUUUCGCUUUAACAACUUGUAAAUAAUAAAACUUGUACGACAGACCGUUGUAGUUGUUACCUGGUAAGUAGGUAGUUUUAAACCAUUUUAAACUCGCGGGUUCAAUUAACCCGGAAAACAUGUUAUUAGUAACCCAGUUCUUUUGGCCAUUAUACAACGUUAAAUGUUUAACAAUUUACACACUGUGUAAGUUGUACCUAUAAUAAACAGGUGCAUUUUUUAGCCGGCAAAUAAAAUGUAAUUAUUUUCACCUCUAAAAUACUAUUGAGGGGUAUAACAAGGUAUUGUAAUCAAUGGGGCAAAUUAAAUUACAUUUUGUAUCCGUGGCUAAAAAGAUUGGACAAAAAUAUAAUUAUGCGUUACUCAAAUAUAAACGUUUUAAUGACAUUGUUAAUUGGUACCUAUUAGUAUACUAGGUACAUAUUUAAUAUUAAUAUUAUACCCCGGAUGUGUUUACGCAAUCAGUAAGUUUGUAUUGAAUUUAUUUUUAAUUUUUUAGUGUAAACAGACUUUUGAAAAUAUCCUCUGUGUGCAGACUACCGCCUUGCUGAAAAAAUCAGCGCUUGAAAAAAUAUACAAAGUACUGCAAGAAUUCAUGUGUAAAAUCAAUGACAGCGUAUCGGGAAAAGAAGUAAUUCAUUACGAGGGCGAUUUGGAUAAAAUGUAUGCGAGUACACUAAAUAGGUUUUUCUGUUUGAAUUGUAUUUUAUUUAGAUUCUAAAUUUUGGUUUAAUUUUUUUUUUUUUUUUUUCAGAAAUUAUAGAAGGACAGAUUUUUCCAAAACAAAAGUAACCCACAAUGCAUUCGAUAGUUUUAAAGCUCUGUGCAAUGAAAAGAAUCCUUGUAAGUCUAAUGACCAUUUUACUAACCCUGUAUGUGUAAUUUAUUUAUCAAUCCAUUCAUGUUAUGGUUAUUGUAUAUAUAGCUGCCAAAAAAAAACUAGCGUACGAAUGCGCCGACUGCAAAUACCAAACGCUCAGAAAGUCAGAUUUGAAAAAACAUUUAAAACGUCACAUGGGCGUGUGCGAUUAUUGUUGCAACUAUUGUGAAAGAAAAUUUUUCGACAAAUACAGCUUGGAGAGACACAUAAAUGCCAACCACACCAAAAAACAACAAUAUUCUUGUACAACGGUAUUGUCUAAUCAUCAGUUAUUUAUAUGAUAUUUUAUGAAAGUUGUGCGCACUGAUUUUCUAUUAAACACUGCUCAUAGUGUUAAUUAAAUCUCUUACCAUUGAAGUAAGAAAUAAUAUGUUCAUUGUUUGCUUUACAGUGUACGUACACUACAUACUUGUUUGAUUCAUUGAAACGUCAUAAAAAAGUGAAACACGGUGAUCAUACAGAAUCAAAAUAUAUUUGCUCUGUCUGUUACCAUGUAAGUGCUACCAAACAGGAUAUGACAAUUCAUUCAUAUAGUCACGACCAAACUAAACCUUACAUGUAAGUAUCAUUAUAAUUAUAAAUUAUAAUAAUAUGAUUAUAUUAAUAAUAUAUUUUUGUGUGACAAAAAAGUAUAAAAUACUUUUUUGAAUUUUCAAUCCGACCGUUUUUAAAAAAAACUUGUGGACGGUAAAUAAUACAGCACCUAUUAUAAGGUAUUCUUAACAAUCAAAUGUAAAUAAUAGAACAAUAUUUUCUCUAACAGUUAAGUAACAAAGUUAUUUGAAUGCGAGUAUUUCGUUGUAAUUUAUUAUGUCUCGCGUUUGUCAUUGAAGGUGCGAGGAAUGCGGUUCUAUGUUUGCCAUCAAAAGUCGACUGAAAACACAUAAGAACACUGUGCACAACGAACGCAUGCACACGUGUCAAGUUUGUGACAAAUCAUUUCAAACGAUGUCACUGUUGAAGAGGCACACAAUAAUACACUCUCGUUCCAAGCCAUUCUCGUGUCCAUUCUGCAAUCACUCGUCUAACAGCCAGAGCAACUUGACCAAACAUGUGCGCAACAUUCACUCAAUGGCAGACUUUUCUUACCAUAAGUGAAUUUCCCUGCUACGAUAUUUACUAUCACAAAUCUACAAUGGACAAGUUAAUACAAUUUUUUUUUUUCUUUUUCAGGUUUAUAAAUGGAAAAUAACACUGUUUAAUUGUGUAUGCAUCUAUUUGUUACCACACUGUCUUGUUAGAUGAUCGGAGCUUAUGAUUGCAUUGUUAACAAUGGCCUUUCAAUAUCAACCUUAUAUUUAUUAUGCUAAUAUGUGUUCAUUUAAAAUUGUUUUUAUUAUAUUUGUAUGCAAUUUAAAUAGUUAACAGAGAAUAAUAUUAUUUAGCUUUUUGCGUACAAAUAAUCUACCCAAAUUGUAUUAUUUUUAGAUUCUAAACAAAGUGAGGAUUGUAUUGGUGAUAAUGAUGUUUAAUUUUUUUUUUUUUCUGUGAAAAAUUUUUCUUCUAGAAAUUUUGCUUCAAUUUUCAAGUGUAGUAUUUUUUCUAAAAGAAAAUUGAACUGUAGUAAUACUUUAGGGAAGUCAUAUUUUGAUUUUUCCAGUGGUUUUCUUAAUAAAAUAGGAAAAACGGCGAAAUUUAUUAUUUUCAAAUCGUAAAUAUUAUGACCUUUCAAAACAUAUAUACCCGAACUCUGCUCGAAAUCUAUUUUUCAUUACCAAAGAUUAAUCACUGUUUAGAAAUAUACAUUAAAUUCGCAUCUAUACAUCCUUCAUACAAAUUAUGUCCCUAUCUUUUUACUACUUACCUUCAUUAUUUCACUAUAUAUUACUAAUAUACCUUAACCAUUAAUCGGUAAGUAAUUAUUAAGUCAUAUCAAUUGUUAUUUAUUAUGAACUUUAAAGACCUCACUAAGUGAUUUUUUGAUUAAUUAUAUAUUAUAAUAUUAAUUUGUUACUAAUUAAAAAUUGUGUCAAGUUUAAAUUAACUGAUUUAAAUGGUUUUAUUUUGAUUGUUUCAUUUUUAUAUUUUAUAAUUCAAUGUAUGGGGGUAUAGAUAUAAGUUUUUUUAAUUUUUACUGGUGUUUUCAAUAUAAUUUUGUGUAUGGUUGUUUUUAACAUUUCGAAGAUUUUUAUCUGUACUAAAUGUUAUAUAUUCUUUAUACUAACUAGAGUUCAACAGAAUUUGUACGCUUAAACAUUAUGGGAUUAGCAUGUAAAACAUAUACGAAUUAAUAAUAUAUCGUUUAUAAAAACAAUAAAUAUUGUUUUCAAAUUGUUAUGUUACUAAA
Messenger RNA from Cinara cedri, 3716 nucleotides. NCBI's taxonomy places the organism in Eukaryota, Metazoa, Arthropoda, Insecta, Hemiptera, Aphididae. The record is from the annotation of a GenBank genome assembly.